Lathyrus sativus (Indian pea) is the source of this 1185-nucleotide messenger RNA. The record is from the annotation of a GenBank genome assembly. NCBI's taxonomy places the organism in Eukaryota, Viridiplantae, Streptophyta, Magnoliopsida, Fabales, Fabaceae.
AUGGGAAGUGUUUCGUCUGAAGACGUUUCUGAGAGAUGUGGAAGUUAUAGUCCGAGUGCUGACAUCAGCGAAUCGGAAAGUUCUAGUAGCUUUUACGGUCGACGUUUUGAUGCCGAGGGAGCUUCAAGCUCAGUGAAUCUCUCGCCGCGUCAACUCGCCGCGCAUUUCAACUUACCGACGGCGGCGCAAGUCAUGCUUCCGGUCAUCGGUGGUAAAGACGUCGUCGUUUGGGAUCAUAAGCGUGACCUGGAUUUGUCCGAAGUUGAAAUGAUGAAGGAAAGAUUCGCUAAGCUUAUUUUAGGAGAAGACAUGUCUGGUGGUGGAAAGGGGGUUUAUACUGCACUUGCGAUCUCUAAUGCAAUCACGAAUCUCUCUGCGACUGUGUUUGGAGAGUUAUGGAGGUUGGAGCCGUUAGCACCACAGAAAAAAGCGAUGUGGCGUAGGGAAAUGGAAUGGCUUCUAUGUGUGAGCAAUUCGAUUGUUGAGCUGGUGCCUUCUGUGCAGCAGUUUCCAGGUGGUGGAACUUAUGAAGUGAUGGCGACGCGGCCUAGGUCUGAUUUGUACAUCAAUCUUCCUGCUUUGAAGAAGCUUGAUGGGAUGCUGUUAAGUAUGCUGGAUGGGUUUUGUGAUACACAGUUUUGGUAUGUUGAAAGAGGAAUUGUGUUGGCUGAUUCUAAGGAUUGUGAUGAGUAUGGUAGACCUUCUGUUAGGCAAGAAGAAAAAUGGUGGCUUCCUUCUCCUAAGCUUCCGCCAAAUGGGUUGUGUGAGGAUGAUAGGAAACGGUUGCAACAGUGUAGGGAUUGCACUAACCAGAUACUUAAGGCUGCCAUGGCGAUUAAUAGUUCUGUUCUUGCUGAAAUGGAAAUUCCUGCUGCUUAUGUGGAAUCUUUGCCAAGGAAUGGAAAAGCUUGUCUAGGGGAUAUAGUUUAUCGAUACAUAACUGCUGGCCAGUUCUCACCUGAAUGCCUUCUUGAUUGCCUUGAUCUAUCAUCUGAGCACCACACACAGGAUAUAGCUAAUAGAAUUGAGGCUGCUAUACAUGUAUGGAGGUUAAAAGACGUACAGAGACUUAAAAAUUCGGUGAAAGCCCGACGGUCUUGGAGUGGGAAGGUAAAAAGCCUUGUUGCCGACGGUGAAAAGAACCAUUUUCUUGUCCAACGGGCAGAGACACUACUGCAAGCUUGA